Podospora pseudocomata is the source of this 194-nucleotide messenger RNA. RefSeq lists its product as uncharacterized. Lineage: Eukaryota; Fungi; Ascomycota; Sordariomycetes; Sordariales; Podosporaceae. The record is from RefSeq and is a predicted model, not a curated record. The transcript is spliced from 3 exons. Bases 9 to 194 code for a protein of 61 amino acids.
CAAUAUCAAUGGAGAGUACACCACCCGGCACCACCACCCAGCAUUUGGUUUUUGGUGCUCUCCUCCAGGCCUUGCUCGCCUUUUCGCCCUUUUUUUCUGCCAAUCUAAGACCUUUCCGGUACUGUCUUUGGGCCAUACCCCUCUUGAGUGGUCGGCUGGCGAGCGAGCGGACCAGGGCAACACCGUUGCGCUGA